Molecule: messenger RNA, 2535 nt
Organism: Durotheca rogersii
Lineage: Eukaryota; Fungi; Ascomycota; Sordariomycetes; Xylariales; Xylariaceae
Exons: 1
Coding region: 631-2313 (560 amino acids)
Cellular component (GO): endoplasmic reticulum
Molecular function (GO): ubiquitin binding
Source: RefSeq, a predicted model, not a curated record
UUUGUACUUGUGAAGAGUACGGGCGUCCAACUCACAUUAUAGUACAGGCCAGCCCCGGUUUGGCGUCGGACUUUUACCUUGGGGACUGAAGGAGGUACUGAGUCGGCGUCGGUCUCUAGCCAGGGACAACUCUCCGUCUUCGCUUGCUCUGCUCUGCUGUCGUCACCUUUGCCUGUACCUGUCAAUCUCGUCUUCCUGUGGGCCCGGCAGCAAAUGAACACGGCAUCCUCACCAGCUCACCAUUUAAACCCUGACUCGGCCUAUCCUGAUCGUCAGAACCACGCCUAGCCGCGAUGCUUCACUUGACCUUUGAAACUGCUACGUAAGGGUCAUCCAGGGUUUCGAUAGCAUACGGUGCCUGUAACCUUGUCACGCACCAGCCGACCUGUAGCCUUGGGCUACGUUCGAAUAUAACCCCGACAUCCACACACGAUUCCCGUUGGGUCAAAGCCCGGAGGUUAAAUUGAGCAAGGGGAUCACUUGGUUUUUAGGACCUGCUGCGUAUCUACGAUCGAUCGAUCGUUUAUAUUUAGACAGAAGCCGCGGCUGAACCCGUGUCAUUUGCUUCCCUCUCAGCCAUCUUCCGGCUUCGUUCGCAUGGGGCCCUAGCUACCUACUUACACCGAUAAGAUGGCGAGCAACAACGCCGAUGUUGAUAUAGGCCGGCUCUCUCAGGAGCAGCAGUCCGUCCUCGAACAAUACACCCAGGUCACGGCACAAGACGUUAAGGACGCAGUGCCCCUGCUGGAGAGAUCGCAAUGGAACGUACAGAUAGCGAUCGCUAAGUUCUUUGACGGCGAGGGCCCAGACCCCGUAGCCGAGGCCAGGGCAACACAGAACCACAUCCCACAGCAAGAAAUCCGGCACGAGAAUCUGCACGAGUCCUUCGUGACGGCCGGCCAGCCUUUCGGACGGCUACCUCCACGGUUCAGACCCGAUCCCGCGCCCCGAAUUGUGCCGCAGCCUCCGACAACACACCGCCCGCCGUUCCUCCUCGCUAUAAUAUUCGCUCCCUUUAACUUCGGAUACCGAGCCUUCUCGACGCUCUUCCGAACUUUCCUAUAUAUCUUCGCCUUCCUCCCGGCCUCGAUUCGACCCCGAGCCCUGACCACGAGCAUGACGAGCGGCUGGAAGGGCACGCGAGGCCGGCGCAUGUUGAUGCCGCGCGACACGGCCGCUCGAUUCAAGCGCGAGUUCGAGGAGGAGUACGGGAGCAGUAGCCUGCCCUUCUAUGAGGGUGGCUUCGCCCAGGCGCUCGACCUCGCCAAGAAGGAUCUCAAGUUCCUGCUGAUCGUCUUGAUGUCACCUGAACACGACGAUACCGAGUCUUUUACGCGGGAGACCCUGCUCUCGCCCGAGGUCGUCAGCUUUAUCAGCGACCCGACGAACAACAUCGUGCUCUGGGGUGGCAACGUGCUUGACUCGGAGGCUUACCAGGUCGCCGCCGAGUACAACUGCACCAAGUUCCCCUUCUCGUGCCUCGUGUGCCUCACACCUCGGGACGGCGGCGGUGGGGCCAGCACACGCAUGAGCAUUGUCAAGCGUCUGGUUGGUCCCCUGUCGCCGGCGACAUACCUUUCCGAGCUACAGACCGCCGUUGGUAAGUACGCGCCGGAUCUGGCUGGAGUCCGGGCCGAGCGCACCGCCCACGAGGUCGCCCGGUCCCUGCGAACGGAGCAAGACUCGGCAUACGAGCGCUCGCUCGCUCGCGACCGCGAGCGUGCACGCCUGCGCCGCGAGGCUGAGGAGGCCGCCGCCCUCGCCGAGAAGAAGGCCCGUGAGGAGGCCGCCGCCGCGGAGCGCCGCCGGGUGCUUCGUGAGCAGUGGCGCCGCUGGCGCGCGAGCACCGUCGCUCCCGAGCCGGACGCCGCGGAUGCUAGUAGCGGCGUCGUGCGCCUCGCCCUCAAGAUGCCCGAGGCCCGCUCCGCCGGCGGUGGCAGGAUUGUGCGCCGGUUCGCGCCGGCGACGACGGUCGAGGAGCUGUACGCGUUUGUCGAGUGUUACGAUCUGCUGCUCGACGCCGAGAGCGGGAAGCAGGACGGCGUAGAGCCGCGAGAGGACGAGGGCGGUAGCGGCGAGGGUGAGGCGCCGCAGAAGCCAGAGGACUACGAGCACGAGUACCGGUUCCAGAUCGCGUCGCUGAUGCCGCGCCGGGUGUACGAGCCGGACGCGGCCGCUACGCUGGCCGACGCCAUCGGCCGGUCGGGGAACCUGAUCGUCGAGGACGUCCUCGACGAGGAUUCGGGGGAAUCCUCUUCCGAAGCGGAAGACGACGAGGACGAAGAGGACAGCGAGGGCGGAGACGUCGAAUGAGACUGCGGGGGCGGGCGGGCAGAGACCAGGCAGUAGAAUAGAAGAAAAAUGGCACACUACCCAAGGGACACGGGGGCGGGGGACCGCUGCGGUGGCAAGGGUGCGGCAGGGAGGCUGAAUAUUCGGCAGGCGGGGGGAUCCCUCCGAAUUGUACGAAUCGUGUACAAAAGUUAAACUACACCCGGAUGACAACUGAGGCCCCUGAUGCACUGUCAAUUGUAG